Molecule: messenger RNA, 982 nt
Organism: Arabidopsis lyrata subsp. lyrata
Lineage: Eukaryota; Viridiplantae; Streptophyta; Magnoliopsida; Brassicales; Brassicaceae
Exons: 2
Coding region: 64-981 (305 amino acids)
Source: RefSeq, a predicted model, not a curated record
GGUUUUCCUUUGGUGGACCUUGCAUUUAAUUUUGGCCCAACAAGCUUUAGAGGACCCAAGCCCAUGAGAUGUGAACCAACUUCAUUGUUCAACAAGCCUAGGUCUGCUACUCUUUUCACUUUGUCGAGCCUUAAACAAGAGUCGUGUCGUUCUCUCACUUCGUAUGGCCGAGGACACCAUCGAUUGGAGAAAUCACUUCCAUUGUUCGGGUUUUACUUUCAACAUCUACAAAUCCUGGUAACAUCUUCAUCUAUGGGUGUGAAUUCUAAAAGCUUAAGGAACUCUGGUAUUUUGAUCCCGAAUCUAAAUUAUCGGAGGCUUGAAAGUGGUCUUGGAAGUUCUAUACCUAAGUACCACUCUCCCACAAUUUCAUAUAUCGACCAGAAGCACUACUUGAUUGUUAUUGCUCACAAAUUUUUGAAGUCUCAUGAUACAUUAGCCAUGAAUUCAAACGGCCAACGAAUUGCUUAUGGUCUUGGUAGCUAUUUGGCCAAUAGUCAUUCCUUGACAAUUCUAUAUAGCGACUUCAAUCACCACCCUUUUGCCAACUCCUCGAAUGCCUGGACCCUAUCAUGGUUAUUCUGCGAAUUCUCGAAGAGAUCUAAACCUUAUGCUUUGGUUGUAAAGCAAUCCUCAAUCGACUACAUCACCAUAGUCUUCCGAAUCUUUGUUGUCGCGCUACUUUGGGUAGUUCAUCUUGCUCCGGCGAGAAUCAAUGCAUCGAUUCUUUCAUCAACGUCACAAAGUCUCAUGACCGUGACCAUUCUCUCGUCCUUCGAAUCUUUCGAGGAUGAUCUCUCGAUUAACCAUGAUCUCACAUGUGUCAAUGUGCUCCCAAGCUCUUGCCUCACAGCUCUCUUGGUUUCAAAAUCGAUGAACUUUAUCUAUCUUCUUAUGGCAUUGGGGAAUGUCUUCUAUUGUACCACUUUAAACUUUGGAUCACUUAAAUCCUUCUUUUUGUACUUGUUCUUGUUUGGAUGAA